GCCGCGGGGCUGGGCGUGCAGGUCCCGGGCCGGGGCCCCCACUCUCGGGAGUUGCCUCCUCAGAGCCUCGCGCCUCCCGCGCCGGAGUCCCAGCGGGCGCGCUCUCCUCUCCCACCACCCCAGCCUCUCCCCAGCAUGUAAAGUCGCCCGUACCUCCUCAGACUUCCCGGAGGCAUCAACUUUCCUUUCUAGCCGGCGCGGGGCCGGGCACCAGUGGGCGCGCGGGGCAGCGCGCAGCACAGCAGCCCCGCGUCCCGCCGCCCAUCAUGAGCGACGAGAACCGCGGGGACGGCCGCGCCGAGAGCGCCAAGGACUUGGAGAAACAGCUUCGCCUGCGCGUGUGCGUGCUCAGCGAGCUCCAGAAGACCGAGCGGGACUAUGUGGGCACGCUGGAGUUCCUGGUGUCGGCGUUCUUACACCGAAUGAACCAGUGUGCCGCAUCAAAAAUUGACAAAAAUGUAACAGAAGAAACAGUGAAGAUGCUGUUCUCAAACAUUGAAGAUAUCCUCGCUGUACAUAAGGAAUUUUUAAAAGUCGUGGAAGAAUGCCUACAUCCAGAACCUAAUGCUCAACAAGAAGUGGGAACCUGCUUUCUUCAGUUUAAAGACAAGUUUCGUAUCUAUGAUGAAUAUUGUAGUAACCAUGAGAAGGCACAAAAAUUGCUUUUUGAACUUAACAAAAUAAGAACAAUCCGCACAUUUCUUUUGAACUGCAUGCUACUUGGAGGACGGAAGAACACAGAUGUUCCCCUGGAAGGAUAUUUGGUAACACCAAUACAAAGAAUUUGCAAGUACCCUCUCCUUUUGAAGGAGUUGCUGAAGCGGACUCCAAGGAAACACAGUGACUACGCAGCAGUAAUGGAAGCCCUCCAAGCCAUGAAAGCUGUCUGUUCCAACAUAAAUGAGGCCAAGAGGCAGAUGGAAAAGUUAGAAGUCUUAGAGGAAUGGCAGUCUCACAUUGAAGGCUGGGAGGGAUCCAACAUCACCGACACCUGCACUGAGAUGCUAAUGUGUGGCGUCUUACUGAAAAUUUCUUCUGGAAAUAUUCAAGAACGGGUGUUUUUUCUUUUUGAUAAUCUUCUGGUGUAUUGCAAAAGGAAACACAGACGGUUGAAGAAUAGCAAGGCAUCUACAGAUGGACAUCGGUACCUUUUUCGUGGCCGGAUCAAUACAGAGGUGAUGGAAGUGGAGAAUGUGGAUGAUGGCACAGCUGACUUCCAUAGCAGUGGACACAUUGUUGUCAAUGGAUGGAAGAUACAUAACACAGCCAAAAAUAAAUGGUUUGUGUGUAUGGCAAAAACACCUGAGGAGAAACAUGAAUGGUUUGAAGCUAUUUUGAAAGAAAGAGAACGACGAAAAGGUUUAAAAUUAGGAAUGGAGCAAGACACCUGGGUAAUGAUCUCUGAACAGGGUGAGAAACUCUAUAAGAUGAUGUGCAAACAAGGGAAUCUGAUCAAAGACAGAAAAAGAAAACUGACCACAUUCCCUAAAUGCUUCCUUGGAAGUGAAUUUGUGUCAUGGCUGUUGGAAAUUGGAGAGAUUCACAGGCCUGAAGAAGGUGUACACUUAGGACAAGCAUUAUUAGAAAAUGGAAUCAUCCACCAUGUUACUGAUAAACAUCAAUUCAAGCCAGAACAGAUGUUAUAUAGAUUUCGGUAUGAUGAUGGAACAUUUUAUCCAAGAAAUGAGAUGCAGGACGUGAUUUCAAAGGGAGUGAGAUUAUAUUGCCGUCUUCAUAGUCUGUUUACUCCAGUGAUAAGAGAUAAAGAUUACCAUUUAAGAACCUACAAAUCUGUAGUCAUGGCCAACAAACUGAUAGACUGGUUAAUUGCACAGGGGGAUUGCCGCACCAGAGAAGAGGCAAUGAUAUUUGGUGUCGGACUCUGUGACAAUGGAUUUAUGCACCAUGUCCUUGAAAAAAGUGAAUUCAGAGAUGAACCCCUACUUUUCCGUUUUUUUGCGGAUGAGGAAAUGGAAGGAUCAAAUAUGAAGCAUCGACUUAUGAAACAUGACUUAAAAGUUGUGGAAAAUGUUAUAGCCAAAUCAUUAUUGAUUAAAUCCAAUGAAGGCAGCUAUGGUUUUGGGUUAGAAGACAAAAAUAAAGUUCCAAUAAUAAAGUUGGUAGAAAAGGGGUCUAAUGCUGAGAUGGCUGGCAUGGAAGUUGGGAAAAAGAUUUUUGCUAUUAAUGGUGACCUAGUUUUUAUGAGACCUUUCAAUGAAGUGGAUUGCUUCCUGAAAUCAUGCUUAAACAGCAGAAAGCCUCUAAGAGUUCUCGUGAGCACAAAGCCAAGGGAGACAGUGAAAAUCCCAGAUUCAGCUGAGGGACUUGGAUUCCAGAUCCGAGGAUAUGGCCCAUCGGUUGUCCAUGCAGUGGGAAGAGGAACUGUGGCUGCAGCGGCUGGUCUUCACCCUGGACAGUGUAUUAUCAAAGUAAAUGGAAUCAAUGUCAGCAAAGAGACCCAUGCCAGUGUUAUUGCACACGUUACAGCCUGUAGGAAAUACAGAAGACCAAUGAAGCAAGAUUCCAUACAAUGGGUUUAUAAUAGCAUUGAAAGCGCUCAAGAAGACCUUCAAAAGUCUAACUCCAAACCUUCUGGAGAGGAAGUAGGGGAUGCUUUUGACUGCAAAGUAGAAGAGGUGAUUGACAAGUUUAACACCAUGGCCAUCAUUGACGGGAAGAAGGAGCACGUGAGUCUAACCGUGGAUAACGUGCACCUGGAAUACGGUGUCGUGUAUGAGUAUGACAGCACAGCUGGGAUGAAGUGCAACGUGGUGGAGAAGAUGAUCGAGCCCAAAGGCUUCUUCAGCCUCACUGCCAAGAUUCUUGAAGCCUUGGCUAAAAGUGAUGAUCAUUUUGUACAAAACUGCACCAGCCUUAACUCUUUAAAUGAAGUGAUUCCUACUGACCUUCAAAGUAAAUUCAGUGCCAUUUGCAGUGAAAAAACUGAGCGCAUAUGUCAGAGAAUAUCCAGUUAUAAAAAGUUUUCACGUGUACUGAAGAAUAGAGCCUGGCCCACCUUUAAACAGGCCAAAUCUAAAAUCUCCCCACUACACAGCAGUGAUUUCUGCCCUACCAACUGCCAUGUCAACAUAAUGGAAGUUUCCUAUCCCAAAACAUCAACCUCCCUGGGGAGUGCAUUUGGUGUUCAGCUGGAUAGUAGGAAGCACAAUUCUCAUGAUAAAGAAAAUAAAUCUGAGCAAGGGAAACUGAGCCCUAUGGUGUACAUUCAGCACACAAUCACGACCAUGGCGGCCCCUUCAGGCCUGUCUCUGGGACAGCAGGAUCGGCAUGGGCUCAGGUACUUAUUAAAAGAAGAAGACCUAGAAACUCAAGAUAUUUUUCAGAAACUGUUGGGCAAACUUCAGACUGCACUGAAAGAGGUGGAGAUGUGUGUUUGUCAAAUUGAUGACCUUCUGUCUUCCAUAACAUAUUCUCCUAAAUUAGAACGUAAGACAUCAGAGUGCAUAGUACCACCAGACAGUGACAAUGAGAAGGGAGAAAGAAAUAGCAAACGAGUCUGUUUUAAUAUGGCAGGAGACGAGCAGGAAGAUUCAGGUCAUGACACCAUCAGCAACAGAGACUCUUACAGCGACUGCAACAGCAACAGGAAUUCCAUCGCCUCCUUCACCAGCAUCUGCAGCAGCCAGUGCAGCUCCUACUUUCACAGUGAUGAGAUGGACUCAGGUGAUGAGCUUCCCCUCAGCGUUCGCAUUUCUCAUGAUAAACAGGACAAGAUACAUAGCUGCCUGGAGCAUCUUUUCAGCCAGGUGGAUUCUAUUACCAACCUCCUAAAAGGGCAAGCUAUUGUAAGGGCCUUUGAGCAAACCAAGUACCUCACACCAGGUCAAGGAUUACAAGAAUUUCAGCAGGAAAUGGAACCAAAGCUGAGUUGUCCAAAAAGGUUAAGGCUUCACAUCAAGCAAGACCCUUGGAAUCUUCCCAGCAGUGUCCGGAAUCUUGCUCAGAACAUCAGAAAAUUUGUUGAAGAGGUAAAGUGUAGGAUACUCCUGGCUCUUCUUGAAUAUUCAGACAGUGAGACACAGCUCCGAAGAGACAUGGUUUUCUGCCAAAGUCUUGUGGCCACUGUGUGUGCCUUCUCCGAGCAGCUCAUGGCAGCCUUAAACCAGAUGUUUGACAACAGCAAAGACAAUGAGAUGGACACGGGAGAAGCCAGCAGAAGGUGGCUGGACCAGAUAGCGAAUGCAGGUGUUCUUUUUCACUUCCAGUCACUCCUGUCGCCAAACCUGACAGAUGAACAAGCCAUGCUAGAAGAUACACUUGUUGCACUAUUUGAUUUGGAAAAAGUUUCUUUUUACUUUAAGCCAUCAGAAGAGGAACCACUGGUUGCAAAUGUUCCUCUUACUUAUCAAGCGGAGGGAACCCGGCAGGCUCUGAAAGUUUACUUCUACGUUGAUAGUUAUCAUUUUGAACAACUGCCUCAACGUUUGAAAAAUGGAGGAGGAUUUAAAAUUCACCCUGUUCUUUUUGCGCAAGCACUGGAGAGCAUGGAAGGAUAUUAUUAUAGAGACAAUGUUUCAGUGGAAGAAUUUCAAGCCCAGAUAAAUGCAGCCUCACUGGAAAAAGUCAAACAAUACAACCAGAAGCUCAGGGCCUUCUACUUGGACAAGUCAAAUUCACCACCAAACUCCACAUCCAAAGCUGCCUAUGUAGAUAAGCUCAUGAGGCCUCUCAAUGCUUUGGAUGAACUUUAUCGGCUGGUAGCCUCAUUUAUCAGAUCCAAGCGCACGGCUGCCUGUGCAAACACAGCCUGCAGCGCCUCCGGGGUGGGGCUGCUGUCCGUGUCCUCGGAGCUGUGCAACCGGCUGGGGGCCUGCCACAUCAUCAUGUGCAACAGCGGCGUGCACAGGUGUACCCUGAGCGUGACACUGGAGCAGGCCAUCAUUCUGGCCCGAAGCCAUGGGCUGCCUCCUCGCUACAUCAUGCAGGCCACAGAUGUGAUGCGGAAGCAGGGAGCAAGAGUUCAGAACACUGCAAAGAAUUUGGGAAUCAGAGACCGAACCCCACAGUCUGCUCCAAGGCUCUAUAAGCUGUGCGAGCCGCCUCCCCCUGCGGGAGAAGAAUGAAGAGAAUCCCCAAGGAACCAGGCAAGCAGAAGCUUCUGCUCACCAGAGGACAUGCUGGCUACACAUUCUCCAUUCAAGAAAUGAAUUUUUUUUUU
Messenger RNA from Odobenus rosmarus divergens (Pacific walrus), 5179 nucleotides. RefSeq names its product phosphatidylinositol-3,4,5-trisphosphate-dependent Rac exchange factor 2 (gene PREX2). Lineage: Eukaryota; Metazoa; Chordata; Mammalia; Carnivora; Odobenidae. The record is from RefSeq and is a predicted model, not a curated record. Gene Ontology annotation, biological process: intracellular signal transduction. Gene Ontology annotation, molecular function: guanyl-nucleotide exchange factor activity; protein binding. Bases 267 to 5084 code for a protein of 1605 amino acids. The transcript is spliced from 40 exons.